AUGAAGUUUUCUCAAGUAGCUUGGGCCUGCCUGGCCGCGGCCGCCUCGGUGCAAUCCCAAGAAGCACCAGUAAAGGUUAAGCCGUACCCUCAGGGUGCACCUCUGCUCGACAACCAAGUAUACCAGGGUUGCUUCAGUUCUCGGGGCGAGCUACAAAAGAUCUAUUCCGACAGGAACGUCAGCAAUGGAGCCUGUGCCGGUGCAUGCAAGGCGAAAUACAACGUGUACGCAAUGAACGGCGCUACAUGCUACUGUGGUGAUACCUACCCUGCCGCAAAAGACCUUGUCGACCAGGACAAAUGCAACUACAACUGCCCAGGCUAUCCUUUUGACGCCUGUACGAGCCUCCUCCUCUCCCCAUGCAUUGACCUUGAAAUUGAUAAGCUGACAACGAACACAGGCGGCGGCAUCAAGGACGGAACCUUCUAUGAUGUCUUCAACUCUGGUCUCGAUGUUGUGGUUGAGAACUUCGUGCCCACAGUGACGUCGACUUCGUCGAUACCUUCCGCGACUCCCACAGACGUCUCGAACGCUCCAUCUACAACGGCUGGACAAGACGCCGUGACAUCUGCAAGCAACGCCCCUGCCGAGAGCGGCAAGGCAGAUUCUGGGAAUGGCGGUCCUUCCAUUGGCGGCAUCAUCGCGGGUGUCGUUGUAGGCGUGGUUGCCAUGGCUGCUAUUGCUGGCGCCAUCUUCUGGUGGGUGCGUCGCAAACGCAACUCCGAGAUCGAAGAAGAACACCGCCGCAACGCCGCGGUGAACUCUUUUAUUGCCGGUGCGAAGCCUCCGAGCAGCAGCGGCGGUAUUUCCAUGACCGAUUCUCGCAUGGAUCCCGGUUUCGCUCACCGCCGAAUGAGCGACGGCAGCAUCGCCGACAACCAAGACUAUUCGCGCAAAAUUCUUCGAGUACGUUUUCAUAGCUUUCACAGUGUCAGAGGGACCAACUAA
Verticillium nonalfalfae is the source of this 948-nucleotide messenger RNA. RefSeq lists its product as uncharacterized. NCBI's taxonomy places the organism in Eukaryota, Fungi, Ascomycota, Sordariomycetes, Glomerellales, Plectosphaerellaceae. The transcript has a single exon. The coding region runs from base 1 to 948 and encodes 315 amino acids. The record is from RefSeq and is a predicted model, not a curated record.